Molecule: messenger RNA, 2974 nt
Organism: Momordica charantia (bitter melon)
Lineage: Eukaryota; Viridiplantae; Streptophyta; Magnoliopsida; Cucurbitales; Cucurbitaceae
Source: RefSeq, a predicted model, not a curated record
GGGAGAGGAGGGUCCUGAAUUCUGAGCUUUGGCAUGCGUGCGCGGGUCCUCUUGUUUCUCUACCGGCUGUUGGCAGUCGCGUUGUUUAUUUUCCGCAAGGUCAUAGUGAGCAGGUCGCUGCAUCUACCAAUAGAGAGGUGGAUGCCCAGAUCCCAAACUACCCAAGUUUACCGCCGCAGCUAAUCUGUCAACUUCACAACCUGACCAUGCAUGCAGAUGCUGAGACAGAUGAAGUAUAUGCCCAGAUGACUUUGCAGCCCUUGAGUGCUCAAGAAUUGAAGGAAGCCUACCUUCCAGCCGAGUUAGGCACUCCAAGUAGGCAGCCUACGAAUUAUUUUUGCAAAACUUUGACAGCCAGUGAUACCAGCACCCAUGGAGGUUUUUCUGUUCCUCGCCGUGCUGCUGAAAAAGUAUUCCCUCCUUUGGAUUUCUCCAUGCAGCCCCCAGCACAAGAGCUAAUUGCGAAGGACCUACAUGAUAAUGAGUGGAAAUUUAGACAUAUAUUUCGCGGCCAGCCUAAAAGGCACCUUCUAACUACUGGAUGGAGCAUUUUUGUGAGUGCUAAACGACUUGUUGCUGGUGAUGCUGUACUUUUUAUCUGGAAUGAAAAAAAUCAGUUACUCCUUGGAAUCAGGCGUGCAAGUCGACCACAAACUGUGAUGCCUUCAUCAGUUUUGUCAAGUGAUAGCAUGCAUUUAGGGCUUCUUGCUGCUGCAGCUCAUGCAGCUGCUACCAAUAGUCGGUUUACCAUAUUUUUUAACCCAAGGGCUAGCCCUUCAGAGUUUGUCAUACCACUGUCCAAAUAUGUGAAGGCAGUCUACCAUACUCGCGUUUCUGUUGGUAUGCGCUUUAGGAUGCUGUUUGAAACGGAAGAAUCAAGUGUUCGUCGCUACAUGGGCACAAUCACUGGCAUUAGUGACUUAGAUCCUGUAAGAUGGCAAAAUUCACAUUGGCGAUCGGUCAAGGUUGGUUGGGAUGAGUCAACAGCAGGCGAGCGGCAGCCAAGAGUGUCCUUAUGGGAAAUUGAACCAUUAACGACAUUUCCAAUGUAUCCAUCACCGUUUCCGCUUAGGCUGAAGCGUCCAUGGCCUACUGCAUUGCCUUCUUUCGGCAUCAAGGACAGCGACUUCAGCAUGAAUUCUCCUUUCAUGUGGAUACGGGGAGAUAAUAGCGAUCGUGGCAUCCCAUGUCUAAACUUCCAGGGAACUGGGGUCUCUCCAUGGAUGCAGCCAAGGCUUGAUACUUCCAUGAUUGGUAUGCAACCUGACAUGUAUCAAGCCAUGGCUACUGCUGCUCUUCAGGAGAUGAGGGCGAUCGAUUAUUCCAAAAUCGCACCUACAUCCCUUCUACAAUUCCAGCACCCGCAAGGUCUUCCUUGCCAGUCUUCUACCUUAAUGCAGCCUCAGAUGUUGAAUCAGUCCCAACCCCAACAGGCGUUUCUACAAUCCAUUCAAGAAAACCAGCAGCAUUCUCAGUCUCAGGCUCAGGUGCAAACUCAGUCCCAUCAUCUGCAGCAACAAUUGCAGCCCCAGCAGUCAUUUAAUAAUCAACAACAGCAGCAUCAACAGCAACAGCAACAGCAACCACGGCAGCCGCAGUCACAGCCGCAGCCGCUGGUUGAUCAUCAACCGAUUCCUUGUACGAUUCCUGCUAUAUCUCAGUUUGCUUCAUGUUCCCAAUCCCAGUCACCAUCCCUGCAAACCGUCCCUUCCCUUUGCCAGCAACCAAGUUUUUCUGAUUCCAAUGGUAACCCUGUAACUAGUCCUACUGUUUCCCCAUUGCAUAGCCUUGCAGGGUCGUUUGUCCAAGACGAAUCGUCUCAGCUGCUUAACAUCCAAAGAACAAGUUCAAUAAUUCCUUCAGCAGGCUGGCCAUCAAAGAGAGCUGCUAUUGAUCCUCUCUCUACUGGAGCUUCUCAGUAUUUUCUACCUCAAGUGGACAAUUUGGGAACAUCACAGAGUAGUAUUUCUCAGAAUACAGUUGCAUUGCCACCCUUCCCUGGAAGGGAGUGUUCUAUUGAUCGAGAUGAGGGCUCGGAUCCACAGAACCAUGUUUUAUUUGGUGUGAAUAUAGACUCUUCAUCCCUUCUAAUGCAGAAUGGGAUGUCAAACCUUAGGGGAGUUGGCAAUGAUAGUGUUUCGACAACUCUACCUUUUUCUUCCAAUUACAUGAGCACUGCUGUUACCGAUUUUUCUGUAAAUCCAACGAUGACAUCCUCGAAUUGCAUCAAUGAAUCAGGUUUUCUGCAGUCUCAUGAAAAUGUAGGCCAAGUAAACCCAUCGAACGGAACCUUUGUCAAGGUUCACAAAUCAGGGUCCUACAGUAGGUCGCUAGAUAUAUCAAAAUUCAACAGCUAUCCUGAGCUACGCAGCGAGCUUGCUCGCAUGUUUAGCCUAGAAGGCGAGUUGGAGGAUCCUUUGAGAUCAGGCUGGCAGCUUGUAUUCGUUGACCGGGAGAAUGACGUUCUUCUCCUUGGGGAUGGCCCGUGGCCGGAGUUUGUGAACAGUGUGUGGUGUAUCAAAAUACUUUCACCAGAAGAAGUUCAGGAAAUGGGCAAACGAGGUUUAGAACUUCUGAACUCCGUGCCAAUCCAGAGGCUCUCAAACAGCACCUGUGACGACUAUGGUAGCCGACAGGACUCGAGAAAUUUGAUCUCGGGGAUAACCUCUGUCGGGCCUCUAGACUACUGAGUGACUCAUCCGGGCUACGAUCGACAUCAUUGUUCUCUCUCGUGUAAUUUUAGCCUUUUUCUUUAAAUUCUUCAUAUGAGGAUAUGGAAAAAGCUACAGAAAUCUAGUUUAAACGCUUAUGAGCUAGUACUGUAAUUAGACAUUUUCAUUUCAUGUUCUGUACUGUCUAAUACCGGCGAUGCACUAGCAUUAGGACAUCGAUAUUUCAUUUGAAGAAGAAGACUUGGGUUUAAUCAUCUCUUGUUUCUCUUGCAGUUUAUAGAAAUGAAGUAAAUUUAGCAGGA